CUCUGUCUUGCUUUUGCGGGUCAACAUCCCAAUUCACCAAUUUGUAUCCGGGAUACACCGGAGUGCAUGGGCCUCCUCUUUUAUCUAAGCUAUGGCGCCGCUGCCGCCGCCUUAGCUUUCAUCGUUCUGUCACUUGCAAGCGGGCUCCUCUACUGCUCCGAACUUAUAGAAGAACAUUCUAAAACCGCGAAAACUGUGGGGCAGCGAGCCAUUUAUGUUAUAAUCGUAUUGCAUGGCGCUUUGUACCUCUCAGACUCUCUACCACCGGCACAGACUGCAUUCUCCGUCUUCUGUCACCUGGUUUAUCUCCAAAACUUCUCCGAUACAUGGCCCGUUAUUGAGCUCACCUCUUGGUCGUUUAUGGCGUCUUGCGUUUUCGUCAUCAUGGACCACUUUCUGUGGUUUAACCAUUUCGCGCGGAUCUCUCAAGAAGCUAGACAUAGCCGUUCGUUUCGUGGAGCACCUCCUCCGAAAGGAAUAUUGGGUUUCUCCGAGAUAUCGACUUUCUUCGGCCUGUGCGUUUGGGCAGCUCCUCUAUUCCUUUUCCUCAGUCUCAGCGCCAAUGACAACACUCUUCCUAUGUCCGGAGCAGCAGCAGGCUCUGAAUCGUCUGCAGCCAGCAAUAAAAGCUACGCCCCAACUCGGGUCUCUCUGUUCCGCUCCCUUUUACCUUUCCGCUCGAAAAGCGCUCGCUCGGAAGGGAUUCUGACACCACAUUCUCCUGGGCCAAUCCCCCCGCCACGUUCCCCGCUUCUCCGGCCACACUCCCCUUCGUAUAGCAGCCUGACGCCCCCGCGCUCCCCGCGACAUAAGCCAGCUGAUUUUGAUACGGGAAACGACUUUACUCUGAGCACACCACCAAAGCGCGGAUUGCACGGCGAGUCAGGUUUGGGGCAACGCAGGAGUAUUCUUCCGCAAGAAGAUGUAUUUGGGUCAGAAUGA
This is a messenger RNA of Mycena indigotica, 942 nucleotides long. RefSeq names its product DUF396-domain-containing protein. Gene Ontology annotation, molecular function: COPII receptor activity. The record is from RefSeq and is a predicted model, not a curated record. The coding region runs from base 67 to 942 and encodes 291 amino acids. The transcript is spliced from 6 exons. NCBI's taxonomy places the organism in Eukaryota, Fungi, Basidiomycota, Agaricomycetes, Agaricales, Mycenaceae. Gene Ontology annotation, biological process: endoplasmic reticulum to Golgi vesicle-mediated transport. Gene Ontology annotation, cellular component: endoplasmic reticulum membrane; COPII-coated ER to Golgi transport vesicle; Golgi membrane.